UCUCCACUUCCACUCAAAGGGCGAAAGCAAAAACAGCAAAAGAGGAAGAUGGCAAGACUGUUGUUCCUUUUCCUCCCAGGUCUUGUGGCCAUAUGUGCCGUGCAUGGAAUAUUUAUGGACAGACUUGCCUCCAAGAAGCUGUGUGCAGAUGAUGAGUGUGUCUAUACUAUUUCUCUGGCCAGAGCUCAAGAAGAUUACAAUGCUCCAGACUGCAGAUUCAUUAACGUUAAAAAAGGGCAGCGGAUCUAUGUUUACUCAAAGCUGGUAAAAGAAAAUGAAGCUGGAGAAUUCUGGGCUGGCAGCGUCUAUGCCAAUCAAUCUGGGGAUGAAAUGGGAACCGUGGGUUAUUUUCCCAGCAACUUGGUCCAGGAACAACAUGUGUACCAAGAAGCCACCAAGGAAGUUCCUACCACGGAUAUUGACUUCUUCUGCGAGUAAGAAGUUGGACAAAUUCGCCGAUAGAAAGCAAACUUCAGAAAUAAAGGAAAAAAAAAAAA
This is a messenger RNA of Capra hircus (goat), 497 nucleotides long. It is a transcript of the gene OTOR, whose product is annotated as otoraplin. Gene Ontology annotation, molecular function: protein binding. Gene Ontology annotation, biological process: cartilage condensation. The transcript is spliced from 4 exons. Lineage: Eukaryota; Metazoa; Chordata; Mammalia; Artiodactyla; Bovidae. The record is from RefSeq and is a predicted model, not a curated record. Bases 49 to 438 code for a protein of 129 amino acids.